AAAUGUCAGUAGCUCAGAUUUGCAGCCGUAUUUCGUUCCCUUUUUGUGUUAUUGGACUUUAGGGGGAUUGUUAAAGCAUGCACGUUGUAAUCUUAAAUCGAUAAGUGAACUGGGAGCAGUACAAAACUGAAACGAACACACGUAAAAUCCUAUCGAGCGAAUGUUUCUCACAAUCAGCUGGCAGGGAAAUUAUACAUAUGGCAGAAAAACAAUCUUCAUUUUCGCUCCUUCCAAAAAUUGUCAACGGUGGUAUAGCAGGCAUUAUAGGCGUCACAUGUGUAUUUCCCCUAGAUUUGGUCAAAACCCGGUUACAGAAUCAACAAAUCGGUCCAAAUGGCGAGAAAAUGUAUGAUAGCAUGGUGGAUGCAUUUCGAAAGGUAUACAAACAAGAGGGAUUUCUCGGAAUGUACAGGGGAUCGGCCGUCAACAUUCUACUAAUCACUCCAGAAAAAGCCAUUAAAUUAGCCGCGAACGAUUUCUUCAGAUACCAUUUGCAAACCAGAGAUAAAACGUUGCCUAUUUUUCGUCAGAUGGUGGCGGGUGGUUUGGCGGGACUAUGCCAAAUUAUUAUAACUACGCCAAUGGAAUUGCUAAAAAUCCAGAUGCAGGACGCUGGUAGGGUUGCAGCCCAAGCUCUCUUAGUUGGAAAGACUGUUCAAAAGACAUCAGCCACCGAACUGGCCAUAGGCCUCUUCAGACUGCAUGGCAUCUUGGGCUUGUACAAAGGCAUUGGUGCUACCAUGUUACGGGACGUUUCGUUUUCUGUGAUAUACUUCCCUUUGUUUGCAACUCUUAAUGAUCUGGGGCCUAGGAAGAGUGACGGAUCAGGGGAAGCAGUUUUUUGGUGCUCUUUUCUGGCAGGAUGUGCGGCAGGAUCGACAGCAGCACUCGCAGUUAAUCCUUUCGACGUCGUGAAAACAAGACUUCAAGCCCUUAAAAAGGCCGAAGGGGAAAGAUCUUAUACGGGUAUCGGAAACGCUUUUGUAAACAUUUUGAAGUAUGAAGGGCCAACUGCAUUCUUCAAAGGAGGAGCAUGUCGUAUGAUCGUCAUCGCCCCAUUGUUUGGAAUAGCACAAACCGUUUACUAUCUAGGCGUAGCAGAACGACUACUUGGUAUUCAAAGAGGUUAAAAAUUAAAAUAGUACAAAAUAAAAAAAAAUCAUUUUACGUUGUGUUUUAAAUUAGAAUACUUGUUUUUCUAUUAUUUUAGUUCGUUCUAGAACUACUUAGGCUACCACGCUCCUAUCAAAAAUCGAAUAAACAUAAUGUAUUACAAGUUUAAAUAUUAGUUUUAACAAUUUUUGUUUACAUUUACAUGACAUUUGAGCUAGAUUUUUAUAUUCAUAUUUUGUGUUAAUGGAAACACACCCAAAAGUUAUAGCGUAAAAAACUUUUUGUGAUAUUUUAUGUUUAAAAAGACAAUUUUAAUAAUUAAUUAUGGUUAGUUCCAG
Molecule: messenger RNA, 1451 nt
Organism: Sitophilus oryzae (rice weevil)
Lineage: Eukaryota; Metazoa; Arthropoda; Insecta; Coleoptera; Curculionidae
Product: mitochondrial glutamate carrier 1-like
Exons: 8
Coding region: 198-1130 (310 amino acids)
Biological process (GO): aspartate transmembrane transport; malate-aspartate shuttle; L-glutamate transmembrane transport
Molecular function (GO): L-aspartate transmembrane transporter activity; L-glutamate transmembrane transporter activity
Source: RefSeq, a predicted model, not a curated record